AUGAGUCUACAAAGUAAUAAAUAAAGACACGUAUGUUAUCAUGCAUAUGACACUACCCAUUACCAAGAUAGUAACACUCUCCACUAUGACCAACCUAAGGUGUUUGGGCGUGUCCUACGGAAAGGGCUGGUUGGCCCAUGUUCCUCCUCCCCUGAACAUAUCGCCGGCGGCCUUGUCCGUCAGAGCUGGCGUCGUGGGGUGGGGUCGCCCCUCCACGUCUCGUCGGCGGCGACGCACUCCUCCGCCCUCCCGACGGCCCUGAGUUCUGCCGCCGCCGAACCAAUACACCGCAGCGGCAGCACUCACAAAGAUGGUGCCGCCGGCCGAGUGGAUCCCUACCUCGACCCGUGCUGCGAAUCGGUCUGCCCUCUUCUGUUUGCUCACUGUUGCAGCUUAUGUGUUUCCAUCGGCUCUGCAUUUCAGUUAUCCAUCAUCAGUUAGUUUCUUGAUGAGGUGCGAGAUGCUAGAAACCUGAAAUCGAUUUGCCCCCUUCCUUUGAGCUCCACCUCCUAAACCUGGAGUAAUCAGUGUUAGGGUAGGGGUACAUCGGUCUUGCCUUUUGUCAUGCUCAGAUCUAUCACUUCCAGUUGUAGAAAUCAUCAGAUCUGAACGCACAACUUAGCAGAGGCACGCAUCGUGCACAUUGCUUGCUAGAACUAGCUGUAGAGUUUCCUUGGCGCUAUGCUACAGGAACUACAUGCCAAGGAGAAGUUGGUGUUUUUGUAGCACCUGCCUAACCAUCCAUGUGCGUACAACCAAUGCUGCAUAUCAAGAUUCAGUAACAGGCUCUGAUUACAGGGGGUUGUUUUUUGUUGCGAGUGGUUUGCAUUUUGCAUAAAGUUUCUACCAGUUUGUGAAUCAUUUUCUGAUUUAUAUAAAAAAGCUAAGCAUGUCAACCUCACGCUACAUUAGAGAGAGUGAAGCCUUGUAAUGGCGCUCUUAUAAAUGCCAAAGCUUUAAACGGAGAUAUCGGCCACAUUCCGCAACAUAACUAGCAGGGCUACAAUUUGGCCCCGUGAGCACGCUACCUACUGCAAUGGCGAUGCAAGUUGAAAUCCAAAUUUCGAUGCUCUACUUCAGAGUUUUCUUCAGUUCGAAUGGCUUGAAAGACACAAAAGUUUUUCAGUUAGCAUGAAGACCCCACAAUGAACAGACAUCGUUGCAACCUUUUAUCUUUAUAUCUUUAAAUCCUGCAGCUAGCCAGCUGCAAGCAAAGAACUGAUUUCUAUCUUUAGCUAAAGCAAAAGGUAAUCCUGGCAUGGAUUGAGAAUACGGAAAAGGAGAAGGCAAGGAAUAGAGCCCACUUGCUUCUACUCUGUCUAAGGCAUUUGUGUGUAAGCACAAGAAAGAAGCACCUCACGAGGUUAUCCAUUCCUAGCAUGUAGCACCUCUUUUUUUUUGCUCUCCUAUCCAGCCAGCUUGUAGUGGCACCUGAACGAUCUACUUGGCUUCUAUCAACCAGCAGAUUCUUUAUAUAGUACCAUUUCUUCACUUAACCAAGGCAGGAAGUCAACAACUGAUUGACAAAUGAGCAUGGAGAUUGCUGAAGAGUGAGUGGUCGAUCUUGAGCCCAAAAAUGACUUCAUCUAGAGGCUAGAGACCGACAGAUCUGGUCAAUUCAUCAUGCGUACAGAGGUUAUUAAGGUGGACACCACUGAUGUGGCCGUCAGACAGGAUUCUCGUUGAACUUGGGAAAGACACUACAAGCAGCAGAGAGAAUGAGAUCUACUUUGAUGGCUGGGAUGGUCUCGGGGCAUCUGCCGUCCUGCAAUCCGUAGCCAAACGCCUUGGAGCGUCAAAUGAGCAGUCAAUGAGGCCUGCAGAGCUGCAAUUUGAGAAAAUCAUCCACAUUGACUGCUCAAAGUGGGAGAGCAGAAGAGCAAUGCAGAGGGAAAUAGCAGAGCAGCUGAACCUUCCCAAUUGGGUGAUGGAGAUGUUGGACAAACAAGAUGAGGAGGAUGAUUUCAAUGGGUUAGACCAGGGCUCCCGAACUGAGAUAGCACAAGUUGUCAGAGAGAUCUAUCAAACCACACAGAAUCACAGAUUCUUGGUAAUCCUGCACAAUGGAAGCAGUGAGGAGAUUGAUAUAUUCGAUUUUGGUCUUUCUCUAGAUCGAUAUGCCAAUAGCAAGAUUCUGUGGACUUUCCAAGGGAGGUUCCGGAUUGCUCCCAAGAUGACAGACAGUGUGAAGAAGAGCAGAACAACAGAUGUUAUUCUUUCAGCUUCAAGUGGUGAGCGAGAUCCACGUGAGCAUUGGUUCUAUUUAGUGCGUGAGGAGGCUGCACAAGUUGCCUUCAAUAAGCAUGGUCACUGCAUCAUCGAUCCAGGGAUUGCUACUAACUGUGUUUUGUAUGCACUUAUACUAUCCUGGUUUGGCCUUCGCAUCAAUGACUAUGACUGGGCUAACCACAGCAGUAACUAUUGGGUAUGUGAUGGUGUCAUUGCACUGACAGACAUUGAUAAAGCAUGGCAAGUUGGCAACGUUUUGCAGCAUGAGGUGCCAUUGUUGCACAUUAACACCCGACUCAACAAGGAUGAAUCAGCAGUAAUGGCUUCCUACCACCCAGCAAGGUCGGCUGAGCUCAUGCCGUAUUGGACUACCACAACAACUUCGACUUUUGGAUUUGUAGUGAGCCCAUGUGGUGUUAUCCCCAAUAACACGUUUCGGCACUCACACAGGCUCGGCGUGCUCAAGCUCUCAAGGUGUGCCUUCAGUUUCUCAUCGCCUCCAUUCCUCUAUUGCCAAGGCCUGAGAUUCCUAUGGCUUGACCACUGCCAAGACCUCCCAACGAGAAGCACCACAGAUCAUCACCAUACCGAGGCAGACAAGGAAGAUGAGUUGGACAGCAACACCACAUCAUUAUGGGAAUGCUUCAGAAGCUUGUGGGUGCUUGACCUGCGCUGCACAGAUUGUGAUUGGAUCUUGUCUGCACGGAUGAUGGAUCUCAUGACCCAGCUCAGGGAGCUAAAUGUGAUGGGUGCUGAAAACUUGGACAUGAGCCAUUUGCGAGGACGAAUGCGUAACAUUCGCAAGCUCCGGGUAACAAAGUCCACCUGCUUCUUCAGCAACCACGUGUUCUCAGAAAUGGAAAGCAUGGAGCUUCUAGUAUUUUCAGGAAAUUACCUCGAACAACACAUGCUAAGCUUAUCUGUGUCAGCCAGCAACAGUCGACUUAAAGCUGUCAUUGUUGAUGGAUGUGAUGGGUUAAAAGUUGUCACUUUUAGGGGCUGCAAAGAAUUGGAGAAUCUAUUCAUCAAAGGAUAGUUGUCACUUUUAGGGGCUGCCUAGCUGGACCUCUCAGGCACAAGAGUGAAAACCCUCAACCUGACAGGAGUGGAAGCCAGAUCACUCCCCAAGCAGAUCAUUCUGCUAGGCUGCGAGAAGCUCCGUGCAAUGUUGUGGCCACUGAGUGUGACAAAGGAAGAGUUGCCGAAAGUGUUACACAUUGACACAACAUCUUCAUUAGCAACAGCUUACGGAGGGGAGGUACCAGUUGUGCAUCCACAUACUGAUCUAUCCUUCCACCGGGAGAAAGGAGAAAUGUUUCUUUUGAAGCACCAGAAAGAAGAAAUGUUCAAGGGUGGAUGGUGGAUUUGUCUCACAGAUGCAAGGCUCCUUAGGUCCCUCUCACCUGUAGAAAGUUUUUUAGAAGCCUCAGUCAUACAUAUUGAUAUCUGUACUGCACCUGAUGUUGGCGGCAGCAACAUCCAGAGAACAAGGAGUGACAAACUAGAGCAAGUCCAACAGCAUAUAAGUACCUUAAUGCACUCGAAGUACAGAGAUGCCUUCAGGGAUGCCCCAGUUGCAGCAGUGAUGAUGCGGGACUGCCCCGUGCUAGAGAAAUGGUGGCAUGCCAACUAUACAUGUUUAAUAAAGGUGAUGAUGCCCGGCCAGGGCAACAGACUCUUGGAGGAUGCUGGAGGUGCUAGUACCAGUGCUUUAUUAUUGCCUAAGUUUAUGUGUGACUUGGUUACAUCGCCGCACGUGUAUGAUAACUUGUCCAUCACUAAUAUCCCUGGACCUCCGCAUGGAUCAGGAUGGGAUAGACUAAGAUGGUGCCGCGUGGAGAGAUGCCCCAGGUUACACACAGUCUUCACUGUUCCCUAUGGCACUAGUCUGCACAGCUUCGUUUGGCUGCAGACAUUAUGGGCAUCCAAGCUCCUCUCUGCACUAUAAAUCAUGGACAAACCAGUUGAAAAAUGUGCCUUCAUUAACCUGCUGUUAUUGCACCUAGACCACUGCCCCAGGCUCGUACAUGUGCUGCCCUUGUCCAUGUGGGACAAAUACACAUUGCAGCGGCUAGGGACCAUCGAGAUAGUGCACUGCGGUGACGUCAGGGAGGUAUUCCCUUUGAGCCCUGAGCUUCAAGAGCAGGAUAAAAUUCUAGAAUUCCUGAAUCUAAGGCGCAUCCACCUGCACGAGCUCCCCAAGCUACAGCGCAUCUGUGGGCGUAGGAUGUUCAUGCCAAAACUCGAGACCAUCAAGCUCAGGGGCUGCUGGAGCCUUAGGCGUCUUCCUGCUGUCGGACGCAACACCAAGCCACCGAAGGUUGACUGCGAGAAGGAAUGGUGGGACAACCUGGAGUGGGACGGGUUGGAGAAGGGCCACGACCCUUCCCUCUACGAGCCAAGCCACUCGUUGUACAACAAGGCCCAACUGCCCCGAGGCACUGUACUCAGGUAAUCCAUCACUUCCGUGGAUUGAUCAUGGGCUUCUUGCAAAGCAAUAUGCAUGAUCCUGAGGCAUGGAGUGAUGCUUGCCCUGCUUCCCAUUUGAUUGGUUUGUGUUGUUCUCUCUGCAUAACAUAUGCUUUGCCUUGGUUCGGCGGUGCGGCUUCCAGUUUAUUUUGAUUGGUUUGGAUUUGAUUUGGUUUGGUGUGAUCAACCUAAGCUCGAGCUCCUGAGCAAUUGAGGAAUAAAGCAGAGUGGGCGUUCAGCUUCUGCAGCUUGAGCCUCUGAGUGCUCAUGUUGUUGCGUGCUCAUUCUGUGUGUGUGGUAGUGCUUGUCACAGUAUGAAUUGUCAGGUAUGGACUUGUUGUAAUUUGUAAGCGUAAACGAUGAUGGUGAUGAUUUGUGUGU
This is a messenger RNA of Triticum aestivum (bread wheat), 5079 nucleotides long. RefSeq lists its product as uncharacterized. The transcript has 4 exons. Lineage: Eukaryota; Viridiplantae; Streptophyta; Magnoliopsida; Poales; Poaceae. Bases 1658 to 3265 code for a protein of 535 amino acids. The record is from RefSeq and is a predicted model, not a curated record.